This is a messenger RNA of Trifolium pratense (red clover), 2805 nucleotides long. RefSeq lists its product as uncharacterized. The coding region runs from base 178 to 2571 and encodes 797 amino acids. The record is from RefSeq and is a predicted model, not a curated record. The transcript is spliced from 7 exons. NCBI's taxonomy places the organism in Eukaryota, Viridiplantae, Streptophyta, Magnoliopsida, Fabales, Fabaceae. Gene Ontology annotation, cellular component: endoplasmic reticulum. Gene Ontology annotation, molecular function: lipid binding.
AAUUUUUUAUUUACUGUAGUGUAAUGUAUCAACGCGCUUGCUUCCUCUUUCAUUCCGUGUUAGGACCGUUUUCCACACAAUCUCUUUUCUCACUUUUCACUUCUAACUAUCAAUCAUUACUCCUUCAUUUCACUACUAACCAACUUUCAUUGAUUCUCUCUAAAUUCAAAUUUCAAAAUGCCUUCGUUUUUCGGUUUAAUUCUUCUCGGAUUCAGUUUCGGUGCGGUUGCUGUUCUUGCUGUUCAAGCUGUUGUACUGUUAUGGAUCAUCAAACGGUUACGCCACAGUAACAAACCCUCUUCUUCUCAAAUUCAACUCGAUUCUUCUUCAAACCAACUUGAUCAUCAACAAUCUCUGCAUUUCGCGUUUCACAAACAGGGAGUGGUUUGGGUUCUAGAAUCACGAAAAAUUUCAAAGGAGCCAAGAAGAAAAGAUGAGCUCUUGGUGGUUUCCCCUAUUAAAAUGUAUGGAAAAAUCAAGGAUCAAUCACUUAUUCUAAGAGAACCUGAUGGUCUGCAGUUGAAUUCAACAAUUGAACUCAAGGGCUGUACAGUUCAAGCUGUGUCAGCAUCAAUCCUUUCUUCGAAAAAAUGGGCAAAAAAGUUCCCGAUCAAAGUUGAAAGCAAGACCUCAGUAAUAUACAAUGGAAGCAAAACUCUAUAUUUGUAUCUUGAAACUUCGUGGGAGAAAGAAGCAUGGUGUAAGGCUCUCUAUAUGGCUUCAUGCGAUGAAAAAGAAAAAACCAAAUGGUUCAACCAGGUGCAUGAAGAUUUUCAGAGUUACUUGACAUCCUUAAAUUCUGUUCAUCAUUGUUUUAUGAAACCAUCAGUAGGAUUAAGUGUUGGGGCAAUUGAGGCAGUAGAAAGGGUUAUCAAGCCUGAUGAUCCAUCCUCAAAAGUUCGUCAGUUUUUGAAAAAGAUUGCUAAAAAAACUUCCCGUGUUGGUUUAGAAAAUAAAUCUACUUGGACUUUAUCGUCAGUCCAGGAAGGAAAAAAGAACACUGAGAACCUUUCUGCUAGUCAAGAUGCAGUUUUGGCCUCUGCCUUUUCGGAAACUGCUUCAAAGUUAUCGCAUUCGGGAAGCCAGAAUCUUCACUCUGUCAGUUCCAAUGGGGAUGUUGAAAAGAAGUUUGGUACUGACGAGGGAACAUUAUGUUGGAAUUUAUUGAUUUCCCGACUCUUUUUUGAUGUCAAAGGCAGUUUGCAGUUGAAGAGAUCAAUGCAAGAAAGGAUUCAGAGAACACUGUCCAGUAUGAGGACUCCAAGUUAUAUUGGUGAGGUCAUUUGUACUGACGUCAACACUGGGAAUGUCCCACCUUGUAUUGUUGGAAUGAGGGUUCUUCCCAUGGAAAUGAGUGAGGUUUGGGCCUUAGAAGUUGAUAUUGAAUAUUCGGGAGGAGCAUUGUUAGAGAUUGAAACGAGGCUUGAAGUUCGUGAACUUGAGCUCCAUGCGGGGACAGAGGACUCAAAUUCGGAGCCUAGCAACGUUGCUGUCCCGUCAGAUCUUCUUGAAGGUUUUGAAUAUUUAGGAAAGCAAUUGAAACUCGAAGAAAGAGAGAAUGAUUGUCAAGAGAAAAAGGAAGAUGGUGAUUGGAAAAAUGAUGCAUCAAAGAGCACUAAGAGCAGCAUGCCUUCCUCAAAUGAUGGGCCACGAUGGAAAUCAAUUAUAAAUUCUGUUGCCAAACAAGUUUCACAGGUUCCUCUCUCUUUUGCAAUAAGAGUAGGUUUCCUAAAAGGGACAUUGCGUUUGCAUAUAAAACCGCCUCCCUCUGAUCAACUGUGGUAUGGUUUCACAUCAAUGCCAGACAUAGAUUUCAACUUGGAGUCUUCUGUUGGAGAACGUAAGAUAACUAGUGGGUACUUCACUUCAUUAGUAGUUAAUAGGCUAAAGAAAGCAAUGUUGGAAAAUUUAGUACUCCCAAAUUGUGAAAACAUAUGCAUCCCAUGGAUGUUAGCAGAAAAGGAUGAUUGGGUUCCUGCAAAUGUUGCGCCAUUCAUAUGGGUUAACCAAGAAUUUGGGAAUGAGACUUCCACUUCAAUUAAUACCAAUAAUCAAUCUUCCGGUGGAGCGAAAGCUAGGUCGAAAGCUAGUAGUACAAGCACGUCAAGUAAUGGUCCAACGAACAAACAACAAAAACCGAAGAGAGUUGAAUUUAGUCAAGAGCCAACUAGUAAAUCAUCAGAUUCUUUAGCACUACCAACUAGUUCCUCUGAUUCACUAGCACUACAGAGCAGCAGCAACUUGGAAGAACUGACAACGCCUUUAUUAGAGAAUGAGAAACCACAAGAAACUAGGGGUUUGAAAGAACCUUCAUUACAGGAUGACAAUCAACUUGAAACUAGUGAAAACAAGAUGGAAAAUAAUUCCGAGUUCCUCUCACAACAUGGAAGUAUGGUGGUGAUGGAGAAACAAAAUCAUACCUUUGAUCCUGAAGAUGAACUUCCAAAGAAAAUGGGGAGAAAGGAAAGGAUGCUUGAUUUGCGGAAGAAGAUGGGGGAGAAAUUGGAAGAGAAAAGGCGGCAUCUUGAAGAAAAGAGCAGGAACAUUGUUGAGAAGAUGCGAGGACCGUGACAAAUGUAAAAAAAGUAAAUGGAGGAAUGGAUAAAUGUUGUUCAUGAUAUGUUGGUCUUGUGAAAAGCACGUCAGAUGUCAUAUAUUGUUUCAUUAGUGAGUUGUAUGUUUCCUAAGUACUUGAAGAUCAACCGGAGUUAGAUACCAAAAUGAUUUUCAAUUAAGAAACAAGUUCUAUGUAGAUUCAUGUAAACUCUCAUUUUCGAGGAAUGUUUCGUUUUUGUACAAUUUAUA